Messenger RNA from Quercus lobata, 429 nucleotides. RefSeq lists its product as uncharacterized. NCBI's taxonomy places the organism in Eukaryota, Viridiplantae, Streptophyta, Magnoliopsida, Fagales, Fagaceae. The record is from RefSeq and is a predicted model, not a curated record. The transcript has a single exon. The coding region runs from base 1 to 429 and encodes 142 amino acids.
AUGGGAAAUUGCUUAAGUAAUAAGAGCUUAGCACAAGAAGAAGAGGUGCCAAAGGAAGCAGAAGUGGUUGAACAAACAAAGCCGUCUACAGCAUCCAAGUUAGAGCCAGUGAAGCUUGUUGAUGGGGGUCACAAGAAGAAGAAGAAGGUGGUAAGGUUCAAGCUCGAAGAAGAUGAUACUAAUGUCGGUACAAGCAGUGAAGGUGAUUCUAGAAGUGGGGUUGUGAGGAUUAGAGUGGUGGUGACCCAGAAAGAGUUGAAACAAAUUUUGGAUUGUAAGGAAGGCUUAAAGUAUUCUUCUGUGGAGCAAUUGGUAAAUGCAUUGAACUUGAGAGGAAGGAAGAUUUCUGAAGUUAGAACAAGUGAUGAAGAUGAAGGCAUAAAUAGCAAUUGGAGGCCAGCUUUGGAGAGCAUUCCAGAGGACCAUUGA